ACUAAAAAAAAAAAAAAACAAGUCAAAAGGUUAUAUUUACAAAAUUAUUAUUGUUUACUGAUUUCAAAUAUUUUUUUAUUUUUAUUACAAUAUUUAUGAUUCUUUUUUAAAAUUAUGUAUGAAGUAAUAGCUGAAGCUUUUAAAAUAUUGAACAAGGAGUCAUCAGAACUCUAUUUAGGAAGGGAAAUAGCAGAAACUGAUAUUGUAGACCCUCUAGAUUUCUACAGAGACUAUGUGUCUAAGAAUAUACCAGUGGUAAUAAGAGGGGCAUGCGCGACUUGGGAAGCCAGCGCAAAAUGGAAUGCGUCCUACUUUAGACAGACCAUUCCAGACAAGAAAAUAACAGUAGCUGUCACACCUAAUGGUUUUGCUGAUGGUAUCACCAAGAAUGACAAAGGUAUAGAAUACUUUGUCACACCAUGUGAAGUAGAGAUGACCAUGACAGAAUUCCUAGAUAGUUUAGACACCAAACAGGAGAACUACAUAACAUACAUUCAGCGUCAAAAUUCCAACUUGACAGAGGACUUUAAAGAGCUUAUAUGUGAUGUUGAUACAGAAAUACAUUUCGCUAGCGAGGCAUUUAAUAAAAGUCCAGAUGCUGUCAACUUCUGGAUGGGGGAUGAACGAGCUGUUACUUCUAUGCACAAAGAUCCAUAUGAGAACAUCUACUGUGUGAUUGAUGGCUACAAAGAUUUUAUACUCAUACCACCAACGGACUUACCUUACGUUCCGUACAGACGGUACCCGCAGGCGGAGUUUAGACAGAAUGGUAACAAGUGGGAUAUAGUUCCUAUAAAUAAUUCAUCUAAUCUCAAAUGUGCACAUACGUGUCAGACAGAGCGAGACGAGUGUGAUGGCUGUGCAGGUUUGCCUUGGAUUUGUAUAGACCCAUUAGCGCCAGACUACACAAAUUUCCCAGAGUUCAAGCAGGCGAAUCAAUUUAGAGUACGUCUCAAUAAGGGCGAUUGUCUAUACUUACCUAGUCUAUGGUUUCACCAUGUGAGACAAAGCCAUGGGUGCAUAGCGGUCAAUUACUGGUAUGAUAUGGAAUUUGAUAUAAAAUAUUGUUAUUUUAAAAUGUUAGAAAAACUAUGUCGAAAAUAUUAAAUAUGGAAUUUUUUAUUUUUGUUUUUAUGAUUCCCUUAUUUUUGUAUUAUCGUAAAUAUUGUAAUAUAAUUUAUUAAUAUAAUACUUAACCUUG
Messenger RNA from Galleria mellonella (greater wax moth), 1201 nucleotides. It is a transcript of the gene JMJD7, whose product is annotated as bifunctional peptidase and (3S)-lysyl hydroxylase Jmjd7. The transcript has 6 exons. The record is from RefSeq and is a predicted model, not a curated record. NCBI's taxonomy places the organism in Eukaryota, Metazoa, Arthropoda, Insecta, Lepidoptera, Pyralidae. Gene Ontology annotation, molecular function: 2-oxoglutarate-dependent dioxygenase activity. The coding region runs from base 115 to 1107 and encodes 330 amino acids.